AUCCCCGAGAUUACUGGUACUUACUGUUUUCAAAUUGAAAUGGGAAAAGCAAAAAAAGAAAAAAAUCGUAUUUCCAAAGAAAAAAGUCAAAAUGGUGAAACUGGAGCAUCUCUGGCAAGUAACUUAAAGGUCAAGGGCGAGAAUUUUUACAGGGAUGCAAAAAAGGUCAAGUUCGUCAACAUGCUUAAAGGGGGUAAAGCGAAAAGAAAUGCAAAGGGAAAGAUCGUUAAAUCGGCACCGUAUCAAAGUCGCGAAGUGAUCACCGCAAGGGUACAACCAGAUAGGCGCUGGUUUGGAAACACUAGAGUUAUCGGUCAAAAACAGUUGGAGGCAUUCAGGGAAAGUUUAGGUGCAAAAGUUAAUGAUCCAUAUCAAGUGCUACUUAGACAGAAUAAAUUGCCAAUGAGCUUAUUGACCGAUGCUGCAAAGAUGGCACGAAUGCACGUAGUGGACACGGAAUCCUUUUCGGAUACUUUUGGACCCAGGGCUCAAAGAAAGCGCCCAAAGUUAAAAGUCGAUACAUUAGAAGACUUGGCAUCUACCACAGGGCGUUCCUUGGAAAAUUACGAAGAAAAAAAUGAUUCGUCGCUUUUAUCCAACUUAAUCACUGAUUGGAGUAAUGAGGCAAGGGAUAGCUUAUUUUCCAAAG
Acaulospora morrowiae is the source of this 649-nucleotide messenger RNA. The record is from the annotation of a GenBank genome assembly. NCBI's taxonomy places the organism in Eukaryota, Fungi, Glomeromycota, Glomeromycetes, Diversisporales, Acaulosporaceae.